Botrytis sinoallii is the source of this 348-nucleotide messenger RNA. RefSeq lists its product as uncharacterized. The coding region runs from base 1 to 348 and encodes 115 amino acids. Gene Ontology annotation, cellular component: cytosol. Lineage: Eukaryota; Fungi; Ascomycota; Leotiomycetes; Helotiales; Sclerotiniaceae. The transcript has 2 exons. The record is from RefSeq and is a predicted model, not a curated record. Gene Ontology annotation, molecular function: oxidoreductase activity.
AUGUCAAUAGACGGAGUAAGGUUGCCGUCCUACCAACUCUUAAAUCCUUCUUCAAACAUCCAUCUCGUUAUCGAUCUCCUCUUCCACAACUCUACAAACGAACCAUGUCCUCCGCAUGUCCAACGUCUCGAGGGUAAAACCAUUGUUAUAACUGGUGCCUCAUCUGGAAUUGGCAGAAGUACUGCUUUAGAAUUUGCGAGAACUUCUCCUAAAGAUUUGAGAUUGAUCUUGACAGCUAGAAGAAUUGAUGUUUUGGAAGAAGUAAAGAAGGAUAUUGAGAAGGAAUGUGGUGAUGGGGUUAAAGUUUUGGCUGUUAAAAUUGGAUGUUUAGUAAACCUGAGGAGGUGA